AUGACUAUCUACCCGAUACAAUGCUUUAGUUCGAUGUCAAAGGAUCUGUCGUUCUAUCAGAAGGUAAAGAAAUGGCUCCAACCAUUUGUCACUGGCUCAAAAAGUCUCUAUCAUGAAAACAAACAGGCAUUGGCGUUGCGCUAUCGUAUUUAUGAGUCGCAGGGAAAGAUUCAUCUCACACGUCGUGAGCUGCUUCUUCUCCGUCAAGCACAUCGAGAUUUGUUCAAGUCGCUGCCUCUUUUGGCCUUCUUCUGUGUACCCCUAUUGGGUUAUGCAGCACCGUUGCUUGGUUAUCAAUUUCUAAAGCAAUUACUGCCCUCCCAGUUCUGGCGGCCGAAUCAAAAGACGCAGUUUUUGCAGGAGGAUGUAGAAGCCAGAGCCAUGACGUAUCCACAAUUAGUGCAGCUACUGCUACAGAUACAAUACAAAGACGACACCCUACGGGAAAUGCUUGCGAGGGCCAAGACAAAGGGCAAUGAAGGGUUACGUCCGGAUCACUUGGUGGAACUGAUGCCAUUUUUUGACGGACCUGCGGCUCUUGCGGAGCUCUCGGACCAACACGUCUACGUGCUGGCCGAAGGCUCUGUCCUCUUUCCAACUUUUGCCCUGUUGAACAAGCUGCUCAGGAAGUCACAGGUGCAGAAGAAAUUAGAAAGAAGGGCGUUGGAGCUCAGUUUGGACGACCAGGAGCUGCUGAAAGAAGGCGUUGACAGCUUAUCGCUCAGUGAGCUCGAGUUUGCGUGUCAUGAACGAGGAAUUGUGACGCAGUACGGAAAAAUUGAAACGCUACGUGAUGCGCUAAAAAAGUGGCUGAGCAUGUAUGACACGGACCACUUUGACCCAGUGUCCAAUCCGCAGAGACUACCGUCGUCGCUAGUGCUGCAUGCUCCUGCGCUUGCAUGUUUUGCCAAGCUGGAACAGGACGAGAAUACGACAGUCUAA
This is a messenger RNA of Peronospora belbahrii, 942 nucleotides long. The record is from the annotation of a GenBank genome assembly. Lineage: Eukaryota; Oomycota; Peronosporomycetes; Peronosporales; Peronosporaceae.